This is a messenger RNA of Exaiptasia diaphana, 1277 nucleotides long. Its product is annotated as mitochondrial-processing peptidase subunit alpha. Gene Ontology annotation, molecular function: metalloendopeptidase activity; metal ion binding. The record is from RefSeq and is a predicted model, not a curated record. Gene Ontology annotation, cellular component: mitochondrion. Lineage: Eukaryota; Metazoa; Cnidaria; Anthozoa; Actiniaria; Aiptasiidae.
UGAAACAUGCUGCGGAKAUGCUGAAAUUUACUUUGAACGAUUUGUAAAAAUGUCAUCUUUUUGCGUCAGAAUCUCACGGAGUCCGUUCCGUGGUGUAUCCAAACUAAUAAAGAGACAUCCUCGGACUUGUAUGCCUCAUAGAGUAUGUUCUACAGACAGCGUUCCGCCGCUAGACCAACCACUAUCAAACCUUCMCGAACCGCCAACAGGAGCAGURGARCACGUUCAAUGGACACGRGAUCACCAUGAAACCCAUGUAACAACCCUAGAAAACGGCAUCAAAGUCGCUUCUGAGGAAUCUUUUGGRCAGUUUUCUACCGUAGGAGUUGUAAUUGAUGCAGGAUCCAGAUAUGAAGURGACUUCCCUGCAGGAAUAACUCAUGUCUUAGAAAAGUUAGCUUUCCAGGUUGAGGAGCAAAAGAUGACUGUACAGUUUGAAUUAGAAAAUCUAGAAUUCAAGUUGGAUCCUGAGCCGCUUCUUACAGACAUGGUCCAUGCAGCUGCAUACAGAAAUAACACACUUGGUCUUCCCAAGCUUUGUCCUCCUGACAGCUUUAACAAGAUCAGUGCUAAAGCAAUUUUGCAAUACCUACAGCGAUACUAUUUACCAUCACGAAUGGUUGUAACUGGAGUAAAUGUCGACCAUCAGCAGCUAGUAGACUUAACACAUAAGCAUUUUGUUAAUACCAAGCCUACAUGGAGUGAUGAUAAUGUURAAGUGCCUCCCCCGGACCAGUCAUUUGCACAAUACACUGGUGGUAUAUAUAAGGAACACCUUGAUGGUCCUCGUAUCAACCCAGGUCCCACUCCGCUGCCAGACCUGGCUCACAUUUCACUUGGUCUUGAAAGUGGACCCUACACCGACAAAGACUUUUUUGCGUUCACGGUUCUUAACACACUCAUGGGUGGUGGUGGGUCAUUCUCAGCUGGAGGUCCUGGUAAGGGAAUGUAUUCAAGGCUGUACUUGGAUGUACUUAAUCGACAUCACUGGAUCUAUUCUGCUACAGCGUUCCAUCAUAGUUAUGCUGAUAGUGGUGUAUUCUGUAUUCAUGCUAGUUCACAUCCUAGUAAGCUCUAUGAUCUUGUCCGAGUUCUUACAAGAGAAUACUUCAAUCUAGUGGAUGGCCCAAUCAAUCAGRUUGAGGUUGCAAGAGCAAAGAAACAGCUUCAGUCCAUGUUGAUGAUGAAUCUAGAGUCAAGAGUUGUGGUUUUUGAAGAUAUUGGAAGGCAAGUUCUUGGCCUUGGUGAAAGACGAUCUGCAAAAGAGCUUUACGAUU